Manis javanica (Malayan pangolin) is the source of this 1944-nucleotide messenger RNA. It is a transcript of the gene SQOR, whose product is annotated as sulfide quinone oxidoreductase. Gene Ontology annotation, cellular component: mitochondrion. Gene Ontology annotation, molecular function: sulfide:quinone oxidoreductase activity; FAD binding. Lineage: Eukaryota; Metazoa; Chordata; Mammalia; Pholidota; Manidae. The record is from RefSeq and is a predicted model, not a curated record.
CGUCGGCUGGCGCGCAUAAGGGUACCAAACCACCCUCCGGAGCGCGAUAGGGCAGGGGCGAGUCUGUGCCAUGGGAAGCGCGCCGGGCCGGCUGGACCCGCAUUCCUGGCUCUGCCCUCUGUGCGCGCUUAAAGCCUGGGUGCAGUCUGCAAUUGGCCGUGGUGCCCAGGCUGUGGCGCCUGACAGGACAGUGACGGGACCUUUCUGGGGGGAGCCUCGCUCUCCCCGCCUCCAGCCUCCGCGCAGGUGGGGGUGUGGGGGCAGACCGGGCGGGCGGGGCCCCAGCGGAGGCCGCGAGCUCUUGCUGCGCCAGCACUGUGGCCGGAAGCUCCGCUCGCCCCUGGCCUGACUCAGCCUAAAGAUGACCCCACUGAGCGCUGCGGUGUCCGGCCCCAACACCCGGCUCUUGGCCUGGUUCCUCAGGCGGGGCCCUCAGCUGGCCUCCCCACCGCAGCUGCACACGGCGGCCAGCUUCGCGGCCCGGAGCCACUAUGAGGUGCUGGUGCUGGGCGGGGGCAGUGGCGGGGUCACCAUGGCCGCCCGCAUGAAGAGGAAAGUAGGCGCAGACAAUGUGGCCAUCGUUGAGCCCAGUGAGAGACAUUUCUACCAGCCAAUCUGGACACUGGUGGGUGCUGGUGCCAAGCAGUUAUCCUCAUCCGGCCGUCCCACUGCGAGUGUGAUUCCAUCUGGUGUGGAAUGGAUCAAAGCUAGAGUGGUUGAGCUGAACCCAGACAAGAACUGCAUCCACACAGACAACGGCAAUGAGAUCUCCUACAAAUAUCUUAUUAUUGCUCUUGGAAUCCAGCUGGACUAUGGAAAGAUUAAAGGCCUACCCGAAGGUUUUGUCCACCCCAAAAUAGGGUCCAAUUAUUCAGUUAAGACAGUAGAGAAGACAUGGAAAGCUCUGCAGGACUUCAAGGAAGGCAAUGCUAUCUUUACCUUCCCAAAUACUCCGGUAAAGUGUGCUGGAGCCCCACAGAAGAUCAUGUACCUAUCGGAAGCCUAUUUCAGGAAGAUGGGGAAGCGAUCCAAGGCCAAUAUCAUUUUCAACACUUCUCUUGGAACAAUUUUUGGGGUUAAGAAGUAUGCGGCUGCCCUUCAGGAGAUCAUCCAGGAGAGGAACCUCACUGUUAACUAUAAGCAAAACCUCAUUGAAGUCCGAGCAGAUAAACAAGAGGCUGUUUUCGAGAAUCUGGACAAGCCUGGAGAGACCCAUGUGAUUUCAUAUGAAAUGCUGCAUGUUACGCCACCAAUGAGCUCACCAGAUGUCCUCAAGAUGAGUCCUGUGGCUGAUGCUGCUGGCUGGGUGGAUGUGGAUAAAGAAACUCUGCAGCACAAGAGAUUCCCAAAUGUGUUUGGGAUUGGAGACUGCACCAAUCUUCCUACAUCCAAGACGGCUGCUGCAGUAGCUGCACAGUCAGGAAUACUUGAAAGAACAAUUUCUCUGAUUAUGAAGAAUCAAACACCAACAAAGAAGUAUGAUGGCUACACAUCGUGCCCGCUGGUGACCGGCUACAACCGUGUGAUUCUUGCGGAGUUUGACUAUGAUGCUCGGCCCCUGGAAACCUUCCCCUUUGACCAGAGCAAAGAGCGACUUUCCAUGUACCUCAUGAAGGCCGACCUGAUGCCUUUCCUGUAUUGGAAUAUGAUGUUAAGGGGUUACUGGGGAGGACCAGCCUUUCUACGGAAGUUUUUCCAUCUGGGUAUGAGUUGAGGGUGGUUUAAUCCUUGCUCUCCUUGGAUGGCUUCUGAGGCCAAGAGCAGCAUGAAGAACUCAGAACCCUGUAGAGUUUCCUGCUGGAUGAUGGUGACCAAAUGCCUCCCUUUUCAGUACCUCUGGACAGUCAUCAUGUGAGCUGCCAAGGAUGAGUUCAAUUCUCUGGAAAUAUGCAAAUGAAAGAAGUGACUUCUGUUUUUUAAAUAAAAACUUACCAUUGAUUGAGA